This is a messenger RNA of Cephus cinctus (wheat stem sawfly), 918 nucleotides long. RefSeq lists its product as uncharacterized. The coding region runs from base 1 to 918 and encodes 305 amino acids. The transcript has a single exon. The record is from RefSeq and is a predicted model, not a curated record. Lineage: Eukaryota; Metazoa; Arthropoda; Insecta; Hymenoptera; Cephidae.
AUGCAAGAAACGUGGCACAUAAACUGCGAUUGGGACGAAACUCUUCCUGAGCCAUUUGUCGAUAAAUGGGCAUUAUUUCGGCAAGAGUUGAACUCAGCAAAAACGUUGCUCUUCCCGAGGCGGAUUGUCUCCUUCGACAAACCACAUCGAUUGUUCAUACACGGAUUCUGCGACGCUUCUGAGGGAGCGUAUGGCGCUUGCCUGUACAUCCAGGCCGAAGACAAAAACGUAGCUCUCGCUGCAAGAUUGCUGUGCUCAAAAUCCCGAGUCGCACCGAUCAAGGCAACGUUGAUACCCAGAUUGGAAUUAUGCAGCGCAGUCUUGCUGGCGCGCUUAAUCGCCGGAAUUCAAAGGUGUCUGAGAGUAAGAAUCGACGGUAUACAAGCUUGGUCGGACUCUACAGUUGCACUUUGCUGGAUUCGCGGCGACGUAGGUCGUUGGAAAACAUUCGUCGCGAAUCGAGUGACGGAAAUCGUCCAAGCAUUUCCAGCAAAACAUUGGAAUCACGUCAGUGGCGAGGAAAAUCUAGCCGACCUUAUAUCUCGCGGGACGAGUCCACGCAAACUCGAGGAGUGCGAUCUGUGGUGGUCAGGGCCUUCGUGGCUCAAGGAAAAAUUCCCAGCACCGCAGAACGAUACUAAAGAGCCAUCCUACGACAUCAUCGAGAUAAUUGAGGCAGAAGAACGCAGAUCAGCUCCGACGUACAAUCUGGUUACCGAAGAACAUCAAACAAUUCAAGAAAUCCUGGACAAAUUUUCCUUGCUAACGAAAAUUGAGCGAGUAUUGGCGUAUUGUCUGAGAUUCAUCGCGAAUCUCAAGACGCAAGCCAGGGAGCGAGCUCUUAAACGACUAUCAGUGGUUGCAAGAUUCACAUCGACGCAUCGUCAAACACACUCAAGCAGCUCCAUUCGAAGCUGA